Molecule: messenger RNA, 1109 nt
Organism: Fomitopsis serialis
Lineage: Eukaryota; Fungi; Basidiomycota; Agaricomycetes; Polyporales; Fomitopsidaceae
Product: exonuclease RNase T and DNA polymerase III
Exons: 2
Coding region: 296-934 (212 amino acids)
Biological process (GO): exonucleolytic trimming to generate mature 3'-end of 5.8S rRNA from tricistronic rRNA transcript (SSU-rRNA, 5.8S rRNA, LSU-rRNA)
Molecular function (GO): 3'-5'-RNA exonuclease activity; nucleic acid binding
Source: RefSeq, a predicted model, not a curated record
ACUCUGCAUGCAGGGUUUCAUGGCGAUCCUGCAAUAUGCAUGUUGUGGGCGACUGUUUACGAUUUGUUGACAGGGGCCCUAGUCCUGUGUGCCUUGUGCGUUGACAUUGUGGCACAGAUUUGCAUCGAUGCGCAGGGCCCAGCAUGUACAUAUGCGCCACGUUUGAUUUGAACACCGCAAGGGCUUUGCAUUGCUCACGACUACGCGCUAUCCAACCACACGACGCUUGGUUAUACUCCUCUCGCGGCCGUAGAGCGGUACGCACGCAGCCUUCACGCCAUCACCACCGAGAUCCAUGUCGGGCUCACUACGGUAUCUACUCGUUCUGGACUUUGAGGCCACAUGCGGCGACGAUGUCAAAGGCGUCAACGAGAUCAUAGAGUUCCCCACCUUGGUGUACGAUCUCGAGGAAGACAGAGUCCAAUCCACGUUCCAUGAAUAUGUCCGCCCUGUGGUACAUCCGAAAUUGACAAACUUCUGCAAGGACUUCACUGGCAUCACACAGGAUGUCGUGGAUGUCGCGGAUCCGUUCCCCGUAGUCUGGGAGCGUUUUCAAAACUUCAUCAGGAAUAACGAGUCCCUCGCAGACCCAGCGUCCUUCGCUUUCCUCACAUGCGGCAAUUGGGACCUAUGCUCCAUGCUCCCCCGCCAGCUGGACCUCAGCGAAAACGGACGCGGUCUCGAUGCGUCUGGUGAUCUCCUCGCACCCUUCAACCGCUCCAUCAACCUCAAGGACGCGUUCCGGCGGCACUACAAGCUGCGCUAUCAGCUGGGCAUGGCGCACAUGCUGCGCCGACUGAAGAUGGAGCUCGAGGGGAGGCACCAUUCCGGGAUAGAUGACUGCAGGAACAUCCUGAGAAUAGUGCAGCGGAUGUUGGCGGACGGUUGGCGACCGCAGGAUUCGAUUUCGCUCCAGCCCGAAUCCGAGUCGUGAUGGGAGUGAUGGCAGCGGUGUAUGAUGCUCGUUGACUCGUGUGGACAUUCGAAACAAGGCCAUAUAUAUGUACUCCGGCUCACCCAAAUGUAUCGUUUGACUCAGCUGCAGAUGGAGGCCACAUUGACCGAAACGUCAAUUGGCGAAGGCCAUGGCAUCUAGAGUACGGAUCUAU